Molecule: messenger RNA, 426 nt
Organism: Hepatospora eriocheir
Lineage: Eukaryota; Fungi; Microsporidia; Hepatosporidae
Source: the annotation of a GenBank genome assembly
AUGGCAAGAGUAAAGAACUUGGAUAUACUAAGCGUUAAGAAUGAGAAUAUAAUGAAGGGUAGUCAAACAACUAAAAAACCUAUUAGUAAGCGUUUAGUUAUAAAGAAAAAAAAGUUUGUUCCGGGUAAGGUUGUAAAAGAAAUUAAAGCAUAUCAGAAGUCAGUUAAUUUACUUCUUCAAAAAGCACCUUUCAUCAGAACAACUAAGAGAAUAACCGCAGAAUUAACUGAUGAACCUUUUAGGUUUAGAAAGGCUGCUUUGUAUACAAUACAAGAAGCCUGUGAAGCUUUUAUGAUAUCAUUAUUUGAAGAUGCACAAUUUGCAACCUCUCAUGGAAAGAGAAAAACUGUUUUUACUAAAGAUUUACAAUUAAUAUACAGAAUUAAAUACAGUCAAGUUAUUUUCUCAGAAACACUCUCUAAGUAA